AUGGGGCUUGCUGACUUAUGGGGCCACCAGUGGGCGGGAAUCCUGCUUUCAGCCUCGCUUUUGACCAUGUGGAGUCUGCCAGCUGCAGCCCAGUUCACCACCGGUGCCGACCCACUGGCCAUCACCCAAGAGGGAGAACAGAGAGAAGAGGUGACCCUCUACUGAGACACCAAGGAUGCCAACGUUACCAUCCGCUGGUUAUCCAGCAAUCUCCCCCUCAUGUUCCAUGAGCGCAUGGGGCUGUCCACAGACUGCAAGACCCUCACCAUCCUGCCCAUGCAGUGGGAGGACUACGCGCCUUACAGAUACCAAGCUCAGGGUUUCCACCAGGCCCAGAGCAGUGAUCCUGUCCUCCUGACUGUGCACUCCAUUGCUGAUGAGAUCACUCCUGCUACGGUCGUUCUUGUCCUCCCGGAUGGUCCUGACCCAUUCGAGAUCAAGGUGGAUUCUGGUGUAUCCAGCGGGGGGGGGGUUGAGGUGACAGAGGGCUCCACUGGGACCUUCUCUGUGGAAACACCCUCUCACCCACCUCCUGACUAUUCCUGGUUUUUCCACAAUAAUUCCACCCCAUCUUCUUCCAAGAGAACGGCCACCAUCCAGGCUGUGUCCAUGGAACACAAAGGCAUAUACAGGUGCCUGGUGUCCAACAGUGCCACCCACCUGCUCUGCAUGGCUGCUCUUCCAAGUCCGAGUCCUUGUGAGUCUCUUUUUCCUCCUCACAUUGUGUCCUCAAGCCUGUCUCCCGUGGAAAAUGCCAGCUCCGUGACGCUGACCUGCCAGACCUCCCGCAAGGUGACUGCAGUCCUGUGGUUCCUGAGGGGCCAGGCCCUCGGCCGAGCGAGCACCUGAUGCUGUGCCGGCAACCAGAGCCUGGUCAUCCACGGCCUCCAGCGAGACGACACGGGCCCCUAUGGGUGCGAGGUCUGGAGCCGGGGCAGCCAGGAGCGAAGGGAGCCCCUCACGCUCACCAUCGGCUAUGGCCCAGAUCGAGUGGACAUCACCAGCAGGGCACUGUCUGGGGCGGUCAGCACUAUCCAGGCAGAGCUCAACUCCAGCCUGACCCUGCAGCGUCAGGCAGAGUCCCAGCCGGGCGCUAAGUUUCACUGGACCCUUGAGCACACCACCGCUGUGUAAGUGGGGAAGCAGCUAAUCAUCGAGGCCCUAACCUGGGAAUACGAGGGCAUCUACAACUGCACAGCCUCCAACCCGGUGACACACCUGGCCCGCUCUGCCUCCAUCCUGGUCAGAGUGGCAGGUCCCAGGUCUUCCCUGUCUGCAAGAGUCAUUGCUGGCAUUCCCCUUGCGAUCCUGACUCUCAUUUCCCUAUCCACAGGGCUGGGCUAUUUCCUCUGCAACAGAAACGCCAGAUGGUACUACCCCCAGAACCCCCAGAGCAGUUUUAUGAGGGACCGUCAGUCCAUGCUCCGGUCCUUCUGUCCUGUCCUGCUCCCUUCCAGCAGCCCAGGCUGCUUUCUGUCCCCUUUAGCUUCUCGUUUUCAGGCCGCCUCCUUCCCUUCCAUCUCCUUGCAGGAGCUGCACUCGACUCCGUCUCCUCAUGCCUGA
This is a messenger RNA of Mustela lutreola (European mink), 1563 nucleotides long. RefSeq names its product CEA cell adhesion molecule 20 (gene CEACAM20). The record is from RefSeq and is a predicted model, not a curated record. NCBI's taxonomy places the organism in Eukaryota, Metazoa, Chordata, Mammalia, Carnivora, Mustelidae.